This is a messenger RNA of Ipomoea nil (Japanese morning glory), 563 nucleotides long. RefSeq lists its product as uncharacterized. Bases 96 to 563 code for a protein of 155 amino acids. The transcript has 2 exons. Lineage: Eukaryota; Viridiplantae; Streptophyta; Magnoliopsida; Solanales; Convolvulaceae. The record is from RefSeq and is a predicted model, not a curated record.
UGGUUUAACCAAAAGUCCAAAACACACAAUCUCUCUCUCUCUCUCGUUCUGCUCUUACUCUUUCUCCUUUUCAAGAAAGUCUGGGUGAUAGCAAUAUGGGGAUUUUGAAUGUUGAGGAUGAACAUCAAGCCACUGCUCUUACUCUUUCUCCUUGCUCAAAAUCCUGCGUGGUAGAGAUUUAUCAAAAGGGCUCAGAUCACGGCUACGAAGAGGCGCCGGCAGAGGGAAACAGAACGAAGAAAACUGUGCGAUUUGAAGAAGGGUGUAACCAGAUCGUCGUCUUCACUUCUGCGGCGGCGGCGGCGCCGCAUGCGUCGAAGAAGAAGGUGGUGUGCAUAUGCGCUCCGGCCACGCAUGCCGGCGCGUUCAAGUGUCGCCUCCACCGCGAGAACACGAGCCACAGAUUCCACGGCCACCGGCCGUCUUCUUCCGCGCCGUGGAUGGUAAAGCAUGGCGGCAGAGGAUCGUCGAAGGUUUCCCAGCAUGGCGGUGGUUUUGGCAACCAGACUCACCAUUCGAGACUCGUGAGGGCCGCCAUGGCUAAUGUCCACCAAGAGAAUUGA